AGUCGUCAAACAGUCGGCCGCUCGUCAUCGUCACUGUUCACUGCACUCGACAACGGUCUGCCACGUUUUCACUAACGGAACGGCUUUUUUUCCGAAUUUUUUUUUUCUUCAUCUCAACCGACCAUCGCGUGCAUUUAAUCCCCGACGAUGAGGAGCAGCUGGUUACGCGCGUUGGCCGCGGUGUGCGCCGCCGUGGCGCUGGCCCAGGCCGCCGAACCGCAGCAGCAACAAGGCCAGUCUGAGACGCUGGCCAACGGUCUGAAGAUCGAGUACGUGUACACGUUGGAUGGAUGCGAGCCCAAGUCCAAGAAUAACGACAUGCUCACCAUGCACUACACCGGCAAGCUGGUGGACGGCACCAAGUUCGAUUCGAGUCAUGACCGAGACCAGCCAUUCACUUUCCAAUUGGGCGUGGGACAAGUGAUCAAGGGAUGGGAUUUGGGAUUGACCAAAAUGUGCGUCGGUGAAAAGAGGAGGCUGACCAUACCAGCCAAUCUAGCUUACGGCGACCGCGGAGCCGGAAACGUCAUUCCCGGAGGAGCCACUUUGGUGUUCGACGUCGAGCUGUUGAACGUUGGCGACCAAGCGCCCACCACAAACGUGUUCAAGGAAAUCGACCAGGACCAGGACAAACAGCUGUCCAGGGACGAGGUGAGUGAAUAUCUGAAAAAGCAGAUGGCAGCCCGAGGGCGCGGAGGGUGGUGAUGACAUCAAGCAGAUGAUGUCCGACCACGAGAAGCUUGUCGAGGAAAUAUUCCAACACGAGGACAAGGACAAGAACGGGUUCAUAUCGCAUGACGAGUUCACCGGGCCCAAGCACGACGAGCUUUGAUGAGGGACACGGCAGAUGUAUUAGUUGGGGAGGGGGAAUGGAAAUGGUCGGGAGGAGCCGGUUGACGGAAUUACGCCGUGCACGUCAUCUUAUGGCAUAUUACAAUAUAUUAUAAUAUAUAUGUAUACACAUUAUGAUAUCUGGACGCAAGUGCUCGCUUAAUCGAAGUACUCCAGCAUUAUUUUUCUUAUUAUAAUAUUAUUAUUAUUAUUGUUUUUAUUUUAAUUACUUUUAUUUUUUGGGAAAGUUUGCCAAAAACCAAAAUCCCUCUCUGAGAGAAAUGUUUUAAUUUUAUUUCUUUUUAUGAAUAAUAUAUAAUUAUAUUUAUUUGAUUCAGACACAAAAUUAGCAUAAUAUACAUCUUUAUAAUAUUAUUAUGUAUAGUUGUAAUUGGACUACUAUACUAUAAGUAUACUAUACAUUUUUUAUAGUCCGUGGAUUUUUUGUUUAAUUGAAAACUUUUGUAAGAAGACUGUUGUAAUAAAAAUGUUUUAUAUAU
Acyrthosiphon pisum (pea aphid) is the source of this 1331-nucleotide messenger RNA. Its product is annotated as FK506-binding protein 1. Gene Ontology annotation, molecular function: peptidyl-prolyl cis-trans isomerase activity; calcium ion binding. NCBI's taxonomy places the organism in Eukaryota, Metazoa, Arthropoda, Insecta, Hemiptera, Aphididae. The record is from RefSeq and is marked provisional.